Exophiala aquamarina CBS 119918 is the source of this 762-nucleotide messenger RNA. RefSeq lists its product as uncharacterized. The transcript has a single exon. The coding region runs from base 1 to 762 and encodes 253 amino acids. Lineage: Eukaryota; Fungi; Ascomycota; Eurotiomycetes; Chaetothyriales; Herpotrichiellaceae. The record is from RefSeq and is a predicted model, not a curated record.
AUGGAUCCAGUCCCUGUCAAAGAUGCGAAAAAAACAACGAAGUUUGCGUUUUUGGCAAGCUCAAGAGACCUUGUAAUAGGCGAUAUCCAAAAGGGUUUGUCCCGCCCCUGUCGUUCGCUUCUCGUCACACGGAACUCAUUCAUUCAUAGAUACGUCGAGCUACUUGAGAUUCAACAAGAGCAACUCGUCCAAGGUAUACAAAAGCUCUAUCAACAGCUGCAAGAAAGAACGGCGUGGGAUGGUGCGCCGCUAAAGGAAGCCAGUAACGGCCUGCCUCUGACGCAUGACAUCCUCGAAGGGCUAGGGAUAAUUGGUCCAGAUGUCCUUGUCACAAAGCAUGAUUUCUAUGGAGAUCUAGAAACCUUGCAGCAGGGCUUGGUAAAUGGUGAUGAGGGCGAUCUCACGGCCGACGACGCUUCCAGCGACAUCUUGUUCCCCAGCAGAAAAAGCGCUCGCUCGCCCGAUUUGUGCGACGUCAGCGAACGCUAUCCUCCACGCACCUGCACUGAUCCAGACACUCGAAUGCCUCUCAAUGUUUCUGCCCCGAAUGAAUGGGAAUUUUCCAAUCUACCAUUUGAACAUUUGCCCCCUCGCAGCUCUGGCCAUAUUCUUGACUUGUAUGAUCCCAUUGAUUCCAUCUCCUCACCGGGCUACCCAAUGGUGGAGAACAUAAACCCUCCUACCGCCUUCUUUGCUGCUCUGUCAGGGUCAUGGUGUCCCUGGGACGCCCAAGCCCUAACACCUGUGGGGCAAAUGGGGUGA